Molecule: messenger RNA, 453 nt
Organism: Zea mays
Lineage: Eukaryota; Viridiplantae; Streptophyta; Magnoliopsida; Poales; Poaceae
Exons: 1
Coding region: 38-430 (130 amino acids)
Source: RefSeq, marked predicted
AUGUAAUGUGAGAGCACCACAUAAUAUAACUGAGUACAUGACACACACACACAUGCUUCACAAGAUUCAAAUACAAAAUACAAUCACACCACGUCGAGGGUUGCAUAGAUUUAGCUCGACGUCCUUAUUCAUCUUUGCACUACACACAUGCAUGCAUAAACAUGCAUGGCUUGGCCAUAAACAUGAACAUAGAUACGGCUACCUCCACCAUCCCAGAAUGAUUGAAACGAUUGAAACAGAGACAAGUGAUGAGCAACAAGGCAAUCUAGUUUCCUCCACCCCCACCUCCUCCUCCAGUACCACCACCACCACCGCCUCCACCGCCGCCACCUCCGCCGCCGCCGCCUCCUCCUCCUCCUCCUCCACCUCCACCUCCACCGCCCCCUCCACCUCCGAGAGACUGGUGGAGUUGCUGAGCAAGUAUCCUUGAAGAAGCCAUUUGCCUAGCUGGAA